This is a messenger RNA of Lentinula edodes (shiitake mushroom), 2601 nucleotides long. RefSeq names its product chitin synthase. Gene Ontology annotation, molecular function: chitin synthase activity. The record is from RefSeq and is a predicted model, not a curated record. The transcript is spliced from 15 exons. Gene Ontology annotation, cellular component: cell periphery; cell septum. Lineage: Eukaryota; Fungi; Basidiomycota; Agaricomycetes; Agaricales; Omphalotaceae. Bases 1 to 2601 code for a protein of 866 amino acids.
AUGGCUUAUCAGCAGCAGAACCACGAUCCUUACUAUCCGCAGCAACAGCAGCAAAAUUCUUACGGGAAUUACAAUACCUCCACUCCUCAUUUGAACCAGAGCAACGAAGGCUACUAUAACGAAUACGACCAUAACUCCAACUGGGACGCUCGGUCCAACAAAUCUUAUGCGAGCACACAUUAUGGCUCACAAGUUCACCUAAAUCCCCACGAAAUGAGCCAAGCAGUUCCCGACGUUCCUUCCAUACCUUAUGGUGCUCAGAACGGCUAUAGCAACUACCCUCCAGCACGACCUGGACCUCAUUACGCUCAAAGUACCGGCGCAUACUCUGUUGCAAGGGAUAAGGUGCUCAAAGGCCGUGCUGUGAAACAAGUCGAGCUUUUCCAAGGAAAUUUAGUGCUCGAUGUGCCCGUGUCUUCCCACAUCAUUCCUGCUGGACGUCAGAAUGUUGAGGAAAUGUCCAAGAUGCGCUAUACAGCCGCAACUUGUGAUCCCGACGACUUCCUCAAGUCGCGCUACUCGCUUAGGCCCUACCUCCUGGGAAGACAGACCGAACUCUUCAUCGUUAUGACUAUGUACAACGAAGACGAGGUGUUGUUCACAAAGACCAUGAAUGCAGUUCUGAAAAAUAUCUCACAUCUUUGUGGCCGGUCAAAGUCCAAAACUUGGGGAUCCGAGGGCUGGAAGAAGGUGGUGGUGUGCGUCGUUUCCGAUGGACGCAACAAAGUCAACAAGAGGACGCUACAAGUCCUUAGCUUGAUGGGCUGCUACCAAGAUGGUAUUGCGAAGGACUCAGUUGCUGGCAAAGAUGUCACCGCUCAUAUCUUCGAGUACACAACCAGUGUGAUGGUUACCGAACUCGGCGAAGUAUCGCAAACGGGAUGCCCUGUACAGGUCAUAUUCUGCUUGAAGGAACAAAACAAGAAAAAACUGAACAGUCAUCGUUGGUUCUUCAACGCUUUUGGCCCUCUUAUCAAGCCUAACGUCUGUAUACUCCUGGACGUCGGAACCAAACCUACUGGCACUUCUAUUUACGAACUCUGGAAAUGCUUCGACAAGCACUCAAAUGUUGGUGGUGCCUGUGGAGAAAUCUGCGUCGAUACCGGCCGGGGUUGUUCACUCCUCCUCACCAGUCCGUUGGCCGCAUCCCAGAACUUCGAAUACAAGAUGUCCAAUAUCCUUGACAAACCUCUUGAAUCUGUGUUUGGCUACAUAUCCGUGCUCCCAGGUGCUUUCUCUGCUUAUCGUUACGCCGCUUUGCAAAACGGGCCGGACGGGAAAGGGCCAUUAGCAUCGUACUUCAAAGGAGAGACGAUGCACGGUGGAGGUCCAAACGGAGCAGGUUUGUUCGAGAGAAACAUGUAUCUCGCAGAAGACCGUAUCUUGUGCUUCGAGAUCGUUACGAAGAAGCGGGAAGGUUGGGUGUUGAAGUACGUCAAGAGUGCAAAAGCAUCUACUGAUGUACCCGCUUCCGUUCCGGAAUUCAUCUCUCAGCGUCGGCGUUGGUUAAACGGUUCACUGUUCGCUUCCAUCCAUUCGACUGUGUUUUGGUUCAGGAUUUGGACUUCUGGUCAAAACUUCUUCAGGAAAAUUGUUUUGACGAUCGAAUUCAUCUACAACGCAGUACAACUUCUGUUCACGUGGACUUCUCUGGCCAAUUUUUACCUAGCGUUCUAUUUCUUGGUAUCUUCGGCGACAUCUGACUCGACAAAUGAUCCCUUCAAAUUCAUGGCUGAGGGUGCUGGAAAGGAUGUCUUCGAGGUUGUUCUCAAGGUCUACAUAGCCUUAAUAUUUGUCGUCUUGGUUUGUUCAUUAGGCAAUCGUCCUCAGGGCUCAAAAUGGACGUACAUACUCGCGAUAGUGCUGUUUGGGUUAUGCAAUGUCGUAACGCUAUACUGUGCAGGUUAUACUGUCUACCUCGCCGUUCCGCACACGGUCGCAGGAUGGGAAGAUUUCCCCGCCCUCGUGAAAUCUACUCCCGCGUUGCAAGACAUCGUCAUCUCCCUUGCUGCCACUUACGGUCUUUACUUCAUUGGCUCGUUCAUGCACUUUGAGCCCUGGCACAUGUUCACCAGUUUCAUUCAAUACCUCUUUUUCCUGCCCAGUUAUGUCAACAUCCUCAUGAUGUACGCUAUGUGCAAUUUGCACGACGUUACAUGGGGUACCAAGGGUGAUAACGGGGCUGCUAAAGACCUUGGUGGAGCUAAGAAGGUCAAAGGUGAAGGGGGUCAAGAGCUUAUGGAGGUCGAGGUUGUCACCCAGAGGGAGGAUGUUGACCAGCUUUGGCUCGCGGCACGGAGCUCAAUGAAGAUCAAGCCACCGGAAGAGAAGGAACAUCGUGAUGCUGCCACUAAGCAGGCUGAUCACGACCGUAAUUCCAGGACCAAUGUCGUACUAGCCUGGGUUGGAACUAAUAUGGCAAUGAUCAUCAUUUUCACUUCGACUGCCUUCUCGACAUGGGUCUCAAGUCACGUUGAUGAAAGCAACAAUUCGACAUUCAAUCCCUACUUGACGUUCUUGUUUUGGUCCUUGGCUGGUCUUUCCGCAAUCCGAUUUGUUGGUUCCUUUUUGUAUUUGUUCUUCAGACUUUUUGGCCAAUGA